AUGCGGAAAUCUCUAGCACAUUUUCCUGCUUAUUUGUCACUUUCACUGGCCCUCAUCCUACAAUCCCAGGCCCAAAAUGGCGGACCCACUGUCAUCACCUUGGAAGGCAAGCCAGCUCAGACUAUCCCUAAUCUUUAUGGUAUGAUGUAUGAGGACAUCAACCACGCAGGAGAUGGGGGCUUAUACGCGGAGCUGCUUCGUAAUCGAGCGUUACAAGGCAAAAAUCCCAAAAACCAAGCCGAUGCCUUAGAGGCUUGGAGUUCCAAUGGCAAUAUCAAGCUGGCGGCUGUAGAUCUAUCCGGAUCUCUUCCACUUUCAGAGGCUUUACCGAACGCUUUAGAGGUUACCGUCGCAGCUGGCCAGCAAGGCUCCGUGGUGAAUUCGGGUUAUUGGGGCAUCAAGGUUGAUCAAGCAUGGACCUACACCGCCUCCUUCUAUGCCAAGAUCGCUACUAAAGGGACCAAGUGCGGUCCCGGAAUGAGCGUGCAACUAUUGACUACAGGACAAUCUGGAACUAUCCUAGCUCAAGAAAGCAUCCAAUCAUCGUGUCUUACUGACACAUGGCAAAAGUUCGACGUUCAGCUUCGUCCAAAAAAUUCAGCAGCUGACGCCAAAAACGACUUUGCAAUCGCAUUUACUUCGACAUCAAAUGCCGAUGAAGUGAUUCACAUCACGUUGGCAAGUUUAUUUCCACCAACCUUUAAAAAUCGUCCCAAUGGUGUUAGAAUUGAUUUGGCCCAGGCUACAGCGGCUCUCAAGCGAAGUUUUUUUCGGUGGGGUGGCAACAAUAUCGAAGGUUAUAGUGCAGGCGACAGAUGGAAGUGGGAUCGGACUGUCGGUCCACUGACUGACCGACCUGGACGUAAAGGAAAUUGGGGUUACACUAAUACCGACGGCUUCGGAUUGUUCGAAGUCUUACAGUUCUGCGAAGACUUGAACAUGGAAUUCAUUGCAUCAGUUUGGUCAGGUCUGAGUUUAUCACCAUUCAAGGCUGUACCCGAAUCAGAAAUUGAUAAAUACAUUCAAGAAGGUGUGGAUAUGCUUAAUUUUAUCGUGGGCCCUGCUUCAACAAAAGCAGGUGCUCUCCGCGCCUCUUUAGGUCACCCCGAGCCUUUCCCGGUGCGAUUUGUUGAGGUCGGCAACGAAGACUUUUUUGACUCCGCAACUUAUUCAUACCGAUGGGGGCACCUUGCACCAGCGCUUAUGCAACAGUUUCCUCAGCUCAAGUUUGUUGCCACCAAUGUUCCACACAAACCCGAUCUGCAACCGGAACCGUAUGGCUGGGAUAUCCAUAGCUACCAGACUGCAGAAUGGUAUGUUGCUCAUACUCAAGACUACGAUUCUUAUCCACGAAACGGGCAGAAGAUAUUUCAACUCGAGUCUAAAUCAAAUAUGUCACAGUUCGCUUCUAAUGGGCCCAAGAUAGGACAAGGCCCGGCACGCCCAACACAGGAAGGUGCAGUAGGUGAAGCAGCAUAUAUGACAGGAUUCGAAAGGAACUCCGACAUAGUCGAAGGUAUCGCAUAUGCUCCUAGUUACAUCAAUGUACAAGUUCCUGAAGCAUCACAAUGGCACCCAAAUUUGCUUGGAUUUGAACUUGGCGAUUUGUUUGAUUGCACGAUGUUAACAAAUGUACAUCUUUGCCUUGUCAGUGCUCUUCGUGUCUAUCCCACGACAUCGUACUAUGUUCAACAGAUGUUCGCCACAUAUCUAGGGGAUAAAUAUCUACCUUCCAAUCUACCUUCAAAGACCGACAAAUUGAGUUGGUCAGCUACAGUGUCAUCCUCUGAUGAUCGAUCCACGCGCCAGGUAUCCAUCAACUUACCUUUCACUCCUGGUCAAGUCACGACUUCAACAUUACAAAGUUCCGGAAAUGCUGAUAGUCCACCUGUGACCCAACAAGUGCCAGCUCAAGCGAGCCCGAUCUCACUUUCAUUGUCAUCUCAGAGCGUUACUGUAGUUAUUAUUGCAAGAGGUAGAUAA
This is a messenger RNA of Melampsora larici-populina 98AG31, 1983 nucleotides long. Its product is annotated as family 51 glycoside hydrolase. NCBI's taxonomy places the organism in Eukaryota, Fungi, Basidiomycota, Pucciniomycetes, Pucciniales, Melampsoraceae. Gene Ontology annotation, molecular function: alpha-L-arabinofuranosidase activity. The transcript has 18 exons. Bases 1 to 1983 code for a protein of 660 amino acids. Gene Ontology annotation, biological process: L-arabinose metabolic process. The record is from RefSeq and is a predicted model, not a curated record.